Molecule: messenger RNA, 1434 nt
Organism: Penicillium taxi
Lineage: Eukaryota; Fungi; Ascomycota; Eurotiomycetes; Eurotiales; Aspergillaceae
Exons: 1
Coding region: 1-1434 (477 amino acids)
Source: RefSeq, a predicted model, not a curated record
AUGGCAACUCCUGUAGCAACCCCAACCCGGCUAUCGCCAUACGUUCAGCAAAUGCAACAGUGCUCACCAUAUACUGAUAUCUACACGAAUGCCCCUAUCACUCCGCUUCGCUCACGGAAAAAUACGCAGCACUUACUACACAUGGUGCCUCAUGCUCACCCCGAACCGAAACGAUGGGAGAGUCCCGGCGGCUGGGGCGCGCGUCACAUAAACGACAUAGCACCCUUUACACUAUGGGAUGAGCAGAGCCGCCGGUUCCUCAGUCCAACACGGGAACAAUCGGCGUGGAUUAAAAGAAAGUUUGGAACAGGAAGUUUUUCCAUGUGGGGGUGGUUCAUCUGCAUUGAAACAGCCCGCCCACCACAGCCAAUUCCCCUAACUCUUGGAACUAUGCCCGUUAUAUACGUACGCCCCGGUGAAAUGUUUGAGGACACUAUCCCGGAAUCUGGCUACUCAAACCCUCGCGUUCCAGAUCCCUGCCCUGCUCUCCGGUGGCCCAAAAUGACCCAUCCGACCAAGAAUCAGAGAGUCGCCAUCCUUACAGCUGUCGCGCCACUUGCGAAUAUACGAACUGUUUAUUUUAUGCCGAUCUGGACGAUUUUCGAGCUUCAGACUGGAGAUAGCUGCAUCUAUCAGCGGAACUCACUUCCCGGAGUUGUUGCAGGUCGCACUGCACUAUACCAUCAUGCAGAUAUACCGUUUCAUCAUAGCCUAAGAAGCCUUACUCGAGACCGUCAAAUUGAUCCAUCCCAGGCUCCAUUACAGGACGAUUCAAAUUACCUUCGGCGGUCAGUACUUACACCCGGAUGUCGAGUUGAGAGCGGCUUCGGCCCACCAGGUUCUCGAAAUCAAUUAGUGAACGCCGCGACAGCAGCUGGGAUCAAAAUUCGUAAUAUUCGAUCAGGAGAAGAAGCAUUAACAGUUGCGCACCAUGGAUUCCUCUCUUCUAAGGAAGUUUACCACCCGCGCGUGAGUGGGGAUCUCGUCGGCGAGGUCGUCGAUAUUCGACCCGAGCUUGAUAUUUCUCUUGUUAGACUGAUACCCGUUGCUUCCUAUAGCUUCAAAAACUCAUGUUACUUCCAGGCCCAAGCACCCACUCAUAUAUUAGAAGGCCGUCAAAUUAUACAGGGGUCUUGGAGCGAAGUUGACGGUAUGAGCUCAGGUCUGUUUAGCUUGAUGUCAUGCGGCGUUAAAGACAUGGCACCGAUUCGGCCAAUUGGCCAUCCUGAUAUCCCAUUCGAAAAGUGGACCACGAGAUCGAUGGAUUUUAUAUUUGGAAAUGUGAAUAACGCCAUCUCUGAUGGUGUGUGUGGCGCCCCAAUUGUGGACAUCGAUACGGGAGGAGUUGCCGGCUUUUUUCACCUUACCAAUGGGACAUAUUCUUUCAGUGCUCGUCUUGAUGAUUUGGUAGCUGAGGGAUGGCGACUGGUUUGA